Messenger RNA from Diorhabda carinulata, 931 nucleotides. Its product is annotated as uridine diphosphate glucose pyrophosphatase NUDT14-like. NCBI's taxonomy places the organism in Eukaryota, Metazoa, Arthropoda, Insecta, Coleoptera, Chrysomelidae. Gene Ontology annotation, molecular function: metal ion binding; UDP-sugar diphosphatase activity. Bases 268 to 891 code for a protein of 207 amino acids. The transcript has 2 exons. The record is from RefSeq and is a predicted model, not a curated record. Gene Ontology annotation, biological process: nucleoside phosphate metabolic process; ribose phosphate metabolic process.
AGUCAGCUGUUGACAUGUGUUGACUUUUGAAUUCUUUGGUGAAUUAAAUUUUUUGAUUUAAUGUUAUUAUAAAUCUAACGAAAAGAUAAGCUGUUUAGAAUUAUCAUUGAAAUUAAUAAAACUUAUAAUAUUGUUUAUUUAUAGAUAUAGAAUAUUAACAAUUAAAGAAAAUUAAACAUUGAUAUCAUUUAUGUUUAAAGUGUAUUAAAAUUUUUAUUUUGGUAUAUUUUUUCGUUCUGAUAAGUUCUAAUAUUUCAUUAGUAGAAAAUGGAAGAAGUGUCGAAAGUAAUUAUUAAACCAUUACAACAGUCAAUUUAUAUGAAACCUUACACAAUGCACUUUGUACAAAACGGCGUGAAGAGAACUUGGGAUUUAUUAACUAUUCAUGAUAGUGUAGCUAUCCUAUUAUAUAAUAUUUCGAGAAAUGUACUAAUUUUUGUGAAACAGUUUCGACCAGCAGUUUAUUUCGGAAGUAUCCCCGAAGAAGAUAGAAAAUUUGAUGAAGAAAUUGAUAUGAAAAAGUAUCCACCUUCUUUAGGAGUGACUUUGGAACUUUGUGCUGGUAUAAUAGAUAAACAGAAAUCUCAAGAGGUAAUUGCCAAAGAGGAAGUACUCGAGGAAUGCGGAUAUGAUGUACCAAUUAGUAGUUUGGAAAAAAUUGGUUUAUAUAGAUCUGGUGUAGGUACUUCUGCCAGUCUUCAAACUGCUUUUUAUUGUGAAGUUACUGAUGAAAUGAAAGUUUCUGCAGGAGGAGGCGUAGAUGAUGAAAUUAUAGAAGUUGUUGAAAUGACAGUUGGAGACAUUAAAAAAUACGUAACUCAAGAUUAUAUAAAAAGUCCUCCUAGUUUUAUGUUUGCCAUUUACUGGUUUUUAUAUCAUAAACAAAAAUAAUGUUAACUAAAUCAAUUCCAAUAAAAGUUUUUAAUCACAA